Messenger RNA from Colias croceus (clouded yellow), 551 nucleotides. RefSeq names its product fatty acid-binding protein, muscle-like. The record is from RefSeq and is a predicted model, not a curated record. Bases 86 to 496 code for a protein of 136 amino acids. The transcript has 4 exons. NCBI's taxonomy places the organism in Eukaryota, Metazoa, Arthropoda, Insecta, Lepidoptera, Pieridae.
GCUAUUCUGUAAUCUUAUUAAACACACAAUAUGAUUGGUAUUGCGCGACCUGCGCUCGACCACGCAGCAAUUGUUGUUGCUGAAAAUGUCGUUUUCCGGCAAAAAAUAUAAACGUACGCGAUGUGAAAACAUAGAAGAGCUAGUGAAGGAAUCUAGUACCAAAGAGAUCAUAACCAUGUUCGAGAAGUACGCACCAACCGUGUGCUUCACCCGGCUGGACGAGCACACGUUCCAGGUGGACCUGCGGAUAGAGGCGCGCCAUCUCUCGCACAGCUUCAAGCUGGGCGAGGAGCAGGAGUGGGAGAGGAGGGACGGCAGCAAGUUACGAAUAACAUACCAACUGGAAGGCGACAACGUGUUACAUCAGAUAAUCAAGCUACCUGACGGCAAGAUGGCUUACUUCAGGCGACUUUUCAUUGAUAGAGAAUGUAUUAUGACUGUAACAUUAGACGACACGCCUCACACCGCAACUAUAUACUACGAGCAAGUUCCGUGAUCUUCUGUGAUAAAAGACUUAUAUUUUGGGAUUUUAACCCGCUUUAAAUUCAAAU